GCGGCGGGGCGGAGCGGCGGGGGCCAGGCCGCGGUCCCGGCGGCGAAGCGGAAGAACGGGGCGAAGCCGGGGACCGGGAAGCUCUCGCCUUCUGCGAGCGGCCGCCGCUCGGCAGCUCCCCGCCGGGCAUGCCAGCGCCCGGCCCCGGCGAGGCGGCCUCCCGCGUCAGGGAGGCGGCGGGGAGGGACCCGCUGGCCGCCGACCUGCGCUGCAGCCUCUUCGCCGCCGCGCUGCAGAGCUACAAGCGCGACUCGGCGCUGAGGCCCUUCCCGGGCCGCUACGCCGGCGGCGACACCAAGGACUUCGAGGGGCUGCUUGCAGAUACCAAUGCUCUACCAAGCCUGAAAGAACUUCUGGAGUCUGUUCCAAACACAGAGAAAAGGACCUGGGAUUUGUUUAGUUGGAUUUUCUCAUCUAAGGUCUUCAUGAUACAAAGUACUAAGAAACAGGAGUACGAGAAGAUCCAGGAACUCACAGGGAUGUCUGGGGCUGCGGUUCCUGCUCCGGACUACCUCUUUGAGAUCGUUUAUUGUGAUCAAAUGAACACCAAGUUCACCGAGACCAAGGGAGAGCGGAACCUCAUCUACGCUUUCCAUGGGAGCCGCCUCGAGAACUUCCAUUCCAUACUGCACAACGGCCUGCACUGCCAUUUGAACAGGACGUCUUUGUUUGGUGAAGGUACCUAUCUUACCAGUGACCUGAGCCUGGCUCUCCUUUAUAGCCCUCAUGGUCUUGGUUGGCAGCGAAGUGCGUUGGGCUCUGUCCUUAGCUGUGUAGCUGUUUGCGAGAUCAUUGACCACCCAGAUGUAAAGUGCCAGGUGAAGAAGAAAGAUUCAGAAGAAAUAGAUAGAAAAAGAGCAAGAGUGAAAAACAGUGAAGGGGGUGAUGUACCACAGAAAUACUUCGUUGUCACAAACAAUCAACUUUUACGAGUUAAAUACUUGCUAGUAUAUUCACAGAAACAGCAUAGGAGGACUUCUAGUCAGUCUUCCUGGUUCUACACCCACCGUUUUGCUGUCAUGAUGAUGCUGUACCUACUGCUGCUAAUAGUGAUAGGGGCCAGCAGCUCUCCAACCUUCGUCUACUACUGGCACAGAAUGUUUGACUCGGAGAGAUGAUUGCCCAAGAUGAUAAACUGUUAUUUUCACCAUGUGCCUUAAUAAUAGCCAAUCUGAAAUGCACUGCAUCUGUUCCAGACCUCUGGAAAUAAAGGUGCCUGGAGCUUUCCAGUUCUGUCACCAAUAUAUUAUCCUCAUGACAUCUUUCCAUUUAUUCUUAUUUCUGUGUUCCUGUGAUUCAUGAGGAUGCCCAGUACAGCUGAAAAGGAUCACAGUGGUGCAGCUUAGCAUGAACCAAUUGUUAAGGGUCCAUUGGAAAAAGUUAUUUAAAAUUAAUGAAAACUAAAGCAUGGAAACACUCAGGUGUAACUAUUUUCUGUUAAACUGAGGUAUGUUCGCACAAGUUGGAAAGGAGGAUUUUUCUGUAUGUCAGGAAAAGCAACCUGUAGGAAGUUGUAUCUGUUUUCAGAAACUGAAUUUAGUGAUAUUCAGCAUGUAUGAAAUCAGAUGGGAUCACUUUUAAAACUGACUUUGGUUUUGGCCAGGAAUUUUUAUAUUUGAGCAUAAUGAUUGUAAGAAAACAACAAGAAAUAAAACAACAAAAUGGAAGAAGUUAAA
Messenger RNA from Tyto alba (common barn owl), 1676 nucleotides. It is a transcript of the gene PARP16, whose product is annotated as poly(ADP-ribose) polymerase family member 16. The record is from RefSeq and is a predicted model, not a curated record. NCBI's taxonomy places the organism in Eukaryota, Metazoa, Chordata, Aves, Strigiformes, Tytonidae. The transcript has 6 exons. Gene Ontology annotation, biological process: endoplasmic reticulum unfolded protein response. The coding region runs from base 129 to 1118 and encodes 329 amino acids. Gene Ontology annotation, molecular function: NAD+ poly-ADP-ribosyltransferase activity; protein serine/threonine kinase activator activity; kinase binding. Gene Ontology annotation, cellular component: nuclear envelope; intracellular anatomical structure; endoplasmic reticulum tubular network.